This is a messenger RNA of Echinostoma caproni, 255 nucleotides long. Lineage: Eukaryota; Metazoa; Platyhelminthes; Trematoda; Plagiorchiida; Echinostomatidae. The record is from the annotation of a GenBank genome assembly.
AUGCGAAAGGACGUUUUCGAUCAAUUCGUUUUAGUACAAAGCAAGAUUGACGAGACGGUACCAGCCAUCUAUAAACGCUACAUUGAUAGGAAAGUUCGUAACGGUCGACGAAAUGGGUUACAUUUGGAUGAAGAGGGGCGAAAGAAAAUGGAAGCUUUGUCUAAGGAAGAAAACCAGCUUUCUAUUGACUUCGAUCAUUCUCUAAACGAGGAGUGUACCAUGUUAGAGUUUACCGACGAGGAACUUGGUGAGUGA